Dovyalis caffra is the source of this 909-nucleotide messenger RNA. Lineage: Eukaryota; Viridiplantae; Streptophyta; Magnoliopsida; Malpighiales; Salicaceae. The record is from the annotation of a GenBank genome assembly.
AUGGCAGAGAUGUAUUGCUACAAGGAGGUGUUGCCAUUCGCAGCCAUGGUGACCAUGGAGUGUGUCAACGUGGGCCUAAACACACUUUUCAAAGCAGCCACUUUGGCAGGCAUGAGCUACCAUGUUUUUGUUCCCUAUACUUAUGCUGUAGCUGCUCUUGUCCUCCUUCCUGCUCCUUUCCUUUCCCACAGAUCAAGAGUGCUUCCUCCACUAAGCUUCUCUAUACUCUGUAAAAUUGGUCUUCUUGGGGUUACUGGGAGUGCGUCUCAGAUCAUGGGCUACACAGGCAUCAAUUAUAGCUCCCCUGCUCUUGCUUCAGCCAUCAGCAACCUCACACCAGCAUUUACUUUCAUACUUGCCAUCAUUUUCAGGGUGGGUCAGGACACUGAGUAUGUACUAGUUCCGCUAUGGUACAUUCUUCAGACGCAGAUAAUGAAGGAGUACCCAGCAGAGUUAACGGUGGUCUUCUUUUACAAUUUAUCUGUUAGCAUCAUAGGGGCUGUUGUAGCACUAAUUACAGAAGGAGCUUCAAGUGCUUGGGUAGUGCGGCCAAAUAUAGCAUUAGCCUCCAUUCUUUGCUCGGGGCUCUUGGGGUCAUGCUUGAACAAUACUGUUCACACAUGGGCUCUGCACUUGAAGGGACCGGUCUUUGUAGCAAUGUUCAAGCCAUUGUCAAUUGCCAUUGCUGUUGCGAUGGGCGUCAUGUUCCUUGGGGAUACUCUUCAUCUCGGAAGUGUGAUUGGAGCAACAAUUAUAUCUAUUGGGUUUUACACCGUAAUGUGGGGAAAAGCCAAAGAAGAACUGGGUGGUGACUGCAAUAUUGCUGGUAACCCGGAAUGCUCAUCUGCGCAGAAGGUGCCUCUAUUACAAAGCUACAAUAUUACAAAGUUGCAAGAUGAACAAGUGUAG